GCCUGGUUUCCUUAUACGUUAAAUGUCAGAUUUGUUAUAAACUACAAACUCUUAGCUGGGCCCGCCGAAAUGGGCGAGCAUAAUCUCUUUAAUCCGGGGUUUGUUGGACAAUUGGUUAACAUUAAUGCAAGAGAUGCAUUUUACCUCUCCAAUUUCCGUGCGUCGGGGGGACAGCUAGCGGGACUACAAACCCUCCGCUUAUCCAGAAGGGAUAAUGUCUGCUCUUUGCCUUGGAAUCCAUCGGAACCAUGCAGUGGAUACCCACAAUCUCAUAUUAGCGGCCCCGUUACCCUAAACCCCACAUACAAUCAAUCAUGCGACAUUACUCGGCAGGAAGACAACAAAUGUUUUUAUAGUGACAGUGCAUGCGCCACCAGCGGCGGUGGUGACAAUAACAGUACCAAUCUCAUAUCAAAAGAGAAAGCAUUGGAUAACUCAUCAGUAUCCAUUACUGCAGAGAACGGACUGAACAAUCUGAACGGAAUGGACAACGGGGGAAGUUAUUCAAAAUAUGACUGCCUGACACCUGCAGAACAUUCAAUCCCAAAUCCUCGCUUGUGUCGGUCUCUUGAAUCGCCUUCUGGCUCUUCGUUCAUAAACGAGGGGGCCAAGACCUCAUCAGGCAUCACGCAUUCACUAACAUCCCCUGACAUCCAAACAAGUGUUGCAGCACUAAACGGAGGUGCUCUGUGGUACCCAAUGCACAGACAAACCCGAAAGAAACGUAAACCAUAUUCAAAACUUCAGCUGAACGAGUUAGAGGGCGAGUUCAUCCUCAACGAGUUCAUCACCAGACAGCGGAGGAGGGAACUGUCCGACCGGCUAAAUCUCACGGACCAACAAGUGAAAAUCUGGUUCCAGAAUCGUCGAAUGAAGAAGAAAAGGCUGUUGAUGCGAGAGCAGGCUUUAUCUUACUUUUAGAGCAAUGGAUGAUGCUGGAUUAUUCAUAAACUGUCGACAGGACACAUCCUAUUUGAACAUAUUGCUGAUUGUUUGCAAAUUACACGCAGUUGAUUUGUAUGACGCAUAGUAUCAGUUCGCACUGCACAACUAAUAAUUCCUUCUUGGCCAUUAAGCAACCACUGUUUUUAGUAACGCAUGGAACUACACGAUAUAUAAAACACCCUGCAUCAUGCAUACAUCUCGAAAUGAUUGAUAAUAUAACAUCAGGACAAUUAUUAUUAUUAUAUUUAUUAUUGCUGUUAAUAAAAACAACAGUUUUAAAACAAUAAUAAAGCUUUAUUUUUUCUGUAACACUGUGCACAGCUUAAAUGCCUCAAAAUGUGAUUCCAUCAUGCACCUUCGUACAAACAGCACAUUAAAGACAUGGGUGUAAAUGUCGAACUAUUCAACAGUUUCAUUAGAUUUCCUAAUUUCUGUUUAUGCAAAUCCUUGCAAAAACUCCCUAUGAGCUGACAUCUCAUUGGUACAAUCUGCUCACGCAAAGAGUUGACUUUAGCGGUUGAGGAUACAUCUUAAAGUUUUAACUAUUUAACUUCUAUACACGAUUCAUAUAUCACAAUUCAGUCUAAUAAUUCGUAAGAACAUAAGAUCUUGCCAGCAUCUCUCAAAACAAGACGCAAUUAUGUUGAAACCGCAAUGAGCAAGACCCUGAACUCCAUCUAAACAAUAGGAGGACAUUUUUCCCGAAAUGAUCAUAUAUGAUAACUGCAGAUUUUCAGGGUAAAGGAACAGAAAUACAUUUUAAAAGAAUAUUGCUAUUAUAAGACCAUCCCUGUGGUAAUUUUAGCUUAUAUGUAAAAAUGAAGCUGUGAUAGCAAACUCCUGGUGCUUCGGUGAUGUCCAGACAAAAGGGCAGAUCGUGGAUAUGUCCCUGAUACAGUAUUUGCAUGCGACAGUGCUUAUAGCGCUAGUUUAUUGAAUAUUCAAAGCAAUGUAUAAAGUUAUUGUGGAUAAUAGGAAUUUAUAAUCAGUGCAAUGUCUUGUUUGUUUUUUUGUUUAAACAUGUUACCUGGUGGUUAAUGUCUGUUACACCAAUAAGCAUUAAAUAAUUGAAUCAGUGUAAGUGUGCAAUUUAUUUCUAAUAAAAGUGUUCACCUGUGUAA
This is a messenger RNA of Danio aesculapii, 2066 nucleotides long. It is a transcript of the gene hoxc12b, whose product is annotated as homeobox C12b. The transcript has 2 exons. Lineage: Eukaryota; Metazoa; Chordata; Actinopteri; Cypriniformes; Danionidae. The record is from RefSeq and is a predicted model, not a curated record. Gene Ontology annotation, biological process: regulation of DNA-templated transcription. Bases 70 to 921 code for a protein of 283 amino acids. Gene Ontology annotation, molecular function: sequence-specific double-stranded DNA binding; DNA-binding transcription factor activity, RNA polymerase II-specific.